Messenger RNA from Candidula unifasciata, 687 nucleotides. Lineage: Eukaryota; Metazoa; Mollusca; Gastropoda; Stylommatophora; Geomitridae. The record is from the annotation of a GenBank genome assembly.
AAACUGCACCAUGUCUAUCAGAUAGAAGCACCAGGAGACAACCAUAAGGACGACUCACCGUACGAGCCAACAGUAAAUGGUUUCAGAUGGCAUCAAAACCCAAGCAACCAAGGUUUGAUGUGCUAUCAGUUUAGACAGCCUGGUGUGUACUACUACUCUGACCAAAAUUACGAUGAAGCAGCUUUUUAUAUUGGAACAAUUAUUGUCAAACCAAAACCUAAAGAACACAAAGUCGAGGUCAAAGGAAAAGUGUUUAGGCCAGAUGUCCUGUAUGCUCAAACUGGGGAUCGUAUUUUAUGGAUGUGGGAUGGAGAUGCCUCCCUCCAAGCUGGAGAAAAUCUUCUUAUUUUGGAGGAAGACAAGGUGGUAAAUCCAGAUUCCCAGGCCACAUCGACAUCAGCAGAAGAUGAAAAGCUGCUGCAGACAAUUGAUGAAAAUGCUGCCCGGCUGUUGGCCAGGGCAGGGCGUGCCACCACAAACUUGGCCAACAUUGGCCUUUUCACAUACAGAGUGUCUGAUGCCAGUGAGGUCACCGAUUCUUGCAGUGUUGUGGUCAAUCCUGGACCCAGGAACCACACUGUACACCUGACAGACACAGGCCUGGAACCUAAGGUGGUAAAGAUCAGGCCUAACGACAGAGUCUGGUGGGUCUGGCAAAGUGGGAAGAAGCAGCACAACGUGCGACAG